Filobasidium floriforme is the source of this 1717-nucleotide messenger RNA. RefSeq lists its product as uncharacterized. Bases 71 to 1546 code for a protein of 491 amino acids. The transcript has 13 exons. The record is from RefSeq and is a predicted model, not a curated record. Lineage: Eukaryota; Fungi; Basidiomycota; Tremellomycetes; Filobasidiales; Filobasidiaceae.
CGUCGCAUCCUUCAGCAAGCUUGCAUCCAUGCAGGGUGUACCAGACAUCUAGACUGACUGUCCCUGCGCCAUGUUGACGAACGCCCGCUGGAACCGACCAUCGUCCCGGGUCGUCGGAUGCGGCGUACUAGCGGCAGUCUGCGUAUCACUGGUGUAUCUCGGCCAAGUCCAGGACCCGUACUGGACAGCCGGACGGACGAGCCAGAUCGACCCGGACUCGCUAGGAGCAGAGGAUCACGGUUCUGCAGGAUCAUGGUUAGAAGGCCUCGAAGUACUUCCUGCCAAACCGGAAGAUGUAGAUGAAAGCUCAGCCGGGAUAGAUACGGAGCCGGACCCAUGGGAACUGGUUCCAACGGUCGAUUUCAGUACUGCACCGGACAGAGAAUAUAAAGAGGAGACCGAAGCAAGGCUCAGGAGCUUGGCAGAAUGUAUGGAUUCUGGACGAUGUCCGAAGAACAGGCAAUCGGUGGCUAUAUUAGCAAGUCUACCCUGUUACAUGACAGUAUAUCACGAUUACAUGGGAGGCGAAGGAAUCUGGUGUAGAGCGAUGAUCAAAUCCCUAGAAAGACAAGGAUAUACGGUCCUGUACGCUCGGGAUGAUUGGAGUUAUGUGGACGAGGUCUAUCGUCGGAUACCUGAUCAGGUCAAAGUGGUCAUCGGGGACGACAUGGUCCGGGCCGACAAGAUCUUCAGGACGCCCGAAGACCCGGCAGCUCUACCAGCUUGGAAGACGAUCGUCAUGUGGUUCUUCCCCGUCGUCGGCAGGUCUCCCGUGGGGAACCCAUGGCACAUCUCGGCGGAACCUGGGCCGGAACAUUGGAACGCGACGUUCAUCGGCUACGACAUGACAUGCCCCGGAACCCCCAUCCCCACCUCGGACCGCAACAACCAAGUCUACAUCCUCGCCAAACGUCUCAAAUACUUUUACGACAUCUCCCCCGCGUGGAACGUCACCUUCUUCCCCCGAGCCGCCCUCGAGCUCUCAGCCGAUUUCCCUGGGUUCGAGUUCGUCGCCGGGUACAAGGACGAGGAUGAGCCGACCAAGAUGGGUUUCCCCGGGGGGAUGGCUUAUCCAGAGGGGGUGAGGAAUCUGGGAAGGUUGUCACCGGAGGAAUUUGCUAGGCAUGUCAAGGAGAGCAAGGCCUUGCUUGGGAUCGGAUCGCCGCCGCAGAGUCCGAGUCCUUAUCAUGCGCUCUGUCAGGGAGUGCCGUUUAUCAACCCGGUGGUAUUAUCACACGAAGAUAGGGAUGCUAUGGACCCCGCCAACUGGAAAUCAGCUCAACACUCUACCGUCGCUCGAUUGCCUGAACCGUACAACUACGCUGCGGUCGCUUGGGAUUACGAUUCGUUCGUCCGAGCGAUCCGCUCGGCUUUGACCCAUUCGACGCCUAGGUAUCGGUUCGACCACAUGGCCUCAGAAUCGCUCGACGCCAGGAUGGACGAGUUGAUGAACCGGGAUUGGUUCGGGAUGGCCCAGGAGGUCAAGCGUCUGAGGGAUCUCGGCGAGGACAAGUCGUUCAGCAAGGACAAGAUUUUCCACUUGUAGAAGGGUUGUUUUUCUUUUGCGCGGAUUUUUUCCUAGAGGGUUUAUUCGAGCAUUUGUACUGUUUUUCUCUGUUUGUUUUUUGGGUCCGAAGGUCGAUUCCCGCGCGUUGCUCGCGUGCCAUGCUGUCUCGCUUCUCCGCGACCCAUCGUGUUCCUUCGCUUCGAUUCUGCC